Hymenoscyphus albidus is the source of this 4012-nucleotide messenger RNA. NCBI's taxonomy places the organism in Eukaryota, Fungi, Ascomycota, Leotiomycetes, Helotiales, Helotiaceae. The record is from the annotation of a GenBank genome assembly.
AGGGUUCCUUCAAAAUUUUUCGCUAGUCGCUCGUCGCUAGUCCGACCCCGCAAACCUCGCUAACAACGCACCCCCUUUUCCCAACCUCCUCCUCCCCUCUACCUCUGCCUCUGCCUCUACCUCAGAGACCUUCCCUCCUCUUCCGUGCCGACCCUCGCGAUCCACCUCAUCGCAACCCUCCUCUCCCAACCCUUCCCCCGACCUCUCUCUUUUCCUUGGUAGGAAGGUGUUGGUCUGCAGAUUUGUGUCCGUUCUCCGUACCGUAUGUUGUUGCCUCCAAACUCUUCAUCUACUUGCUCCCAUCUCCCAUCUCCCCUCUCCCGCCGCAUUGCAUUGGAUGCGAGAGCGAUACUGGAUCCUGUUGCCCUCUCUUCGUUGCUGCGCUGACCGGUACCAGUACCUGCAUUAAGGUGGCAGAAUCUUCUCUUCCCCAUUCUCCAAACGAGACUUCCCCUCGCUCCCCUCCACGUCCCAGUACGGAUCCCAGCGACUGUACCCUACCAACACAGACAGUACCCAGCCCAGCCUACCCACGACUGUCCACUCAACUACCCAUCCACAUACUUCUACAUCCUCCGGACGGUUGACGGUCUUACCCACCCUUCCCUUCCCUACCCACUCCCAUCCUCCCAUACUCCCACCUCUCUCGCUUUCUCUACCCACCCACCUGCUUUCUGCUCAACACCACACACACUACCUUCUCUUCCUCCACCUCCCCAGCCAAAACUGGCCCUGGAACUGGAACUGCAAGCAACUGCACCGCUCAACUGCACCUACCGACGCCUUGCUUCCUCUUGAUGCCAAAAGCUACCCGAGCCUCUGUUCUCUUCUCUUUGCCCGCCAUCGACUUCACUGCCGACGACGUAUCCCCCGCGGGACCAACGAUCUCCCUCCACUGGCGUAUACUCGAUCUAACCAAGAAAGCACAGUACAGGUCAAACUUCCUUCAAGGAACUUCCAAGCAGCACAAGCAUACCUGCAGCUUUGCGUAACCAGUCUCUGUUCUGCCGUGGAGCUUCAAUCGCAGCUUCAAUUGCAUCGCCGGUUUUUUAUUUUCGGAAAUCUUCUUUCUCAUAACGACCGCUACGAGUUAAACGUCUGCUUUCCAAGUUGGAGGUUUUACGAAAUCAUCAUUUUUGCGUUGUAUCCAUCAUUUCUGUCUAGCACGAUAAGACGCUUCACGAUCAACGCCCACGCGCCUGGUCACUACGAGCCCUGCAGCAUAUUUUCCUUGAUAACUUGAUUGAACGAGACACGGUUAACGGGACGCCUUAGCGCAGUUGCUCAACCAUCAAUUCGUGCCGCUCUCUUCGGAUUCACCCCCGAAGCCUGAACUUUAAGUUUACGAGAUUCUCGUGAACCUUCCCUUCCCAUUGUCCAUCUCGGACUUGAUCAAUCAAACCGAAAAGCUGGAUCUCCCGUCGAUCUCUUCAGUGUCAACCCGGGGUCCCUCUGACGUGCCAUACUACAAUCAUCACGCUGCGCAACGCCCAUUGUAUGUGAAUGACAGGUUGCCCUCGCUGCCUUUGCCCCAGCCGCAACAGGCGUACUCAUCGGGUACCUCGUCACCCCGGGUUGGUUCUCUGAGUUCACUUGGAUCAUCUUCAAUACUCAACGGGAGCUCGCAUUCUUCCUACACGACCGCAUCGUCCUCGAACGGGCCAAAAACACCCUCUCCGACCAUCCCAUCUAACACUGGUCUUCCCCCUUCGUUAUCCCAGACCAACUAUAACAAUACGUCACCUUCUGGCACUACAUAUCCCUACGGACAAGAGUAUAACUCCAACAUGAAUCACGGUUCUCAGGAUAUGUACUAUCCGUCACAUAUCUCAACUGGACAACCGCCUGCUCCGCAAACGGUAACAUCAGGCGGUAUGGGACACUACCCUCAGCAACACCAGCAACCCCCAUUGUUGCAACCAGGUCCAGCGCAGUAUUCACAGCCAGCCCCUGGUCAAUACAGCCAGUAUGGAGGAUACUCUAAUGGGUUGACAUCUCCUCAAUCAGCUGGCCACCAAGUUCCGGGUUCAAUGGGCCAGGGAAAUGUAUUACCUCUUCCGGCAAUGUCUUCGGCACAGAUGCCUACUCAAGGUGGUUACGGGGCACAGCAAGGUUUUGAUACUACUGGGCAAAUCGCGCCUCCAGGAAUGAAGCCACGAGUAACGGCGACGUUAUGGGAAGAUGAGGGCAGUUUGUGUUUCCAAGUUGAAGCCAAAGGGGUUUGUGUUGCAAGAAGAGAAGGUGAAUAUAAAAUUCCUCAGAAAUCCGUGAAGCGUAGCUAAUCAGGUGCUUGGCAGACAACCACAUGAUAAAUGGGACCAAACUUUUGAACGUGGCUGGAAUGACUCGAGGACGACGAGACGGAAUUCUAAAGAGCGAGAAGUUGAGGCAUGUGGUGAAGAUUGGGCCAAUGCACCUGAAGGGCGUUUGGUAGGGACUUAGAGAACACUCUCUAAAUGUUACCAUAAACUAAUUGAGUCACAGGAUCCCAUUUGAGCGCGCAUUGGACUUUGCAAACAAGGAGAAAAUUACUGAGUUAUUAUAUCCCCUUUUUGUCCACAACAUCGGGGCGCUGUUGUACCAUCCUACAAACCAGAGUCGCACAAACGCAGUCAUGGCCGCAGCUGAGCGUCGGAAGCAAGAGCAGAGCCAAGUGAGGAACUCGCAAGCUCCAGGGCUUCCAUCUCUGCAUCAGCAUCACCACCAUUCUAUGAAUAAUUCUAUUGGUGGCCAUCUCCCUUCUGGGCCACAGCAUUCCCUUGCCCCACACCCUAGUACUGUCGGUCGUCCUGGCUCAGACAGAGCACACACAUUUCCAACGCCACCUACUAGUGCUUCCAGUGUCAUGGGUAACAUGGGAAGCUCGGAUGGAAAUUUCCAUUGGGGACCGCAAAGUGGAUUGCCCAGCGCCCAAAGUACAAACCCUCUGUCAAUUGACACCGGUUUGAGUAAUACUCGCUCAAUGCCAACAACUCCAGCGACAACUCCUCCUGGAACCUCAAUUCAGAGUAUGCAACAAUAUCAGCAAGGCUCACAGUCCUAUGAUGCCUCAAGACAGAUGUAUUCGGGCCCACCUUCUCAGCAAAAUGUGUACCCCCAGCCUACCAAUGGCCAGCAAAACAUGUCUCGUUACUCGCAAUCAAACAACUACAUCAAGAAUGAGAUGGGUCCCCCAUUAGCGAGAGCGCCUGGUUCGGAAUCGGACCAUCACGAAGCCAAGGAGUCGAAUGGGAUGCUCCACCACCCGCAGAGCCAGCAGCAGGUUGGCCAUAGUCAAGGUGAGGAAGAGGCCGAACAUGAAGCAGAAUAUACCCAUGAUCAAGCCAGCAACUACGACGCAGCUCGUGCGUCUUAUAACUACACAAAUGGUCCCCCAGUCGGGUCACUAACUGGCGAGCACCCUCAUCUUUCCCCCGAAAUGACGGAAUCUCCCAAUCAUCCAGCUUCUGGUCGCGCAACCCCAAGAACUGCAUCCGCUCCUCAGUCAUACUACCCCCAACAGGCUCAGCCAGGCGGCUAUCAAACCCCCCCGCGGGUUGCUCAGCAACCCCCCUCAAGUAAUCUGUAUAAUGUAAUUAGCAGCGAGCGUGGGACAGCAGGUGGAAGCACCAAUAAUGAUGUGUAUGGGACCCAGACUGAUUUGGGCAACUCAAUUAGCAAUGGUUAUACCGCACAGCAGCCCAUCAUGAACGGUGCUCCCGCGACGAACAAACGUGGGCGGGAUGAUGACGAUGAAGGACGGCCAUCAAGUCGAGGUCCCGGUGGAGACGUCAACGAUCUGAAAAGACGUAAGACUAUUCGUGAGGGUUCGGUGUCUGGACCAACUUACGAUGCAAAUGCGCCGUUGAACCGGUCUCGAUCCGUCAUCACCCAAAGACGGCGGUAACCUUUGCUCGAUCUCCGAUCAGAAAACUAUGCACCUCCUCCUGUCACCCUGGUCACGAUAAUGAAUUCCUUUGAAACUGUCUGUCUGUGCGUGGCCGAUGGCCUUAGAACAUGCUUUCAACCUUCA